This is a messenger RNA of Bathycoccus prasinos, 2688 nucleotides long. RefSeq lists its product with no specific name. Bases 1 to 2688 code for a protein of 895 amino acids. NCBI's taxonomy places the organism in Eukaryota, Viridiplantae, Chlorophyta, Mamiellophyceae, Mamiellales, Bathycoccaceae. Gene Ontology annotation, biological process: UDP-N-acetylglucosamine biosynthetic process. The record is from RefSeq and is a predicted model, not a curated record. The transcript has a single exon. Gene Ontology annotation, molecular function: UDP-N-acetylglucosamine diphosphorylase activity.
AUGACGACGACGCUCGCUGGUUCAACGCGCGUUGUAUCAGGGCACGAACGCCCCAACGCAUCGCAUCGUCGAUGGCGAGUGCAAAGCAAAAGAAACGCGGUAAAAGCAUCGCGCUGUUCUGUCGAACAACAAAAAAGGAAUAAUAACCAUAACCGACGACAACAACAACAACAACAACAACAGCUUGGAGAAGCCAUACAUUCUUCUUCCUCGAGCAACUACUAUCGACGCCAAUUAAUCGCAAAGAACAGACGACACGUCCAAAGACUGUCUGCGGUCGCGCCUCAGCACGAGUUCAGAGCAUCCACAGAAACGUCCACUGAUUUCGAGGCUCAGGAAAGACAGAUUUUAUUCCUCGUUCCCUAUCGAGAGAGGCUUUUACUAGAGCCCACUUUGGAAGGAAAAAUAGAUAUCGUAGACGCGUCUGAGACCGUUCAAGCGUUUAUGAACUCUAAAACAGAUCUCGUGGAAAAAGUUAUGCCUAGUCUAUCAAAAACAGAGCAGUACUUGAUAAAAGUCACGGUCCUUUGCGGGCAACAACACGUGUUUUCCAGGUUUGCUGCUCAAAAUCCAGAAAGCGAAGCUUCGCUGAGUAAACUUUUGACUACUUUAGGGAAAGUUGAAGUGUUUUACGAUAUGAUUGGUGGCAUUGUCGGGUAUCAAACCGUUGCUUUAGAGCUCAUGCACGAAUCCUUCGGUGGCCCUCCUGCUGCGAUACAUGCUGAUAAAGACUGCCACGGAUUAGACUGCGUUCCGAGUUACGAAGACAACGACGAGGAUAAAAAUGUUUCAAAAAGUUGCGACGAUUCUGAAUGUGACAUGUCGUUGCACGUUCCUUCAGGCCCGGAUUUAAGAGAAGGUGAUGGCGAGUUUGCUCGAAAAGCUGCGCGAAAAGGAAUAGAGGCGCUCCCGGAGAUGUGCGAAAUAUACCCUCUGGGCGGCGCGGGCGACCGGCUAGGUCUCCUCGAUCCCGAGAAUGGUGAAGCGUUACCCGCGGCGUUUCUCCCGUAUAACGGGAGGCCGUUGCUCGAGGGCCUCAUUCGCGACGUGAGAGCGAGGGAGUGGUUGUAUUAUAAAAUAAAAGCUAGUUCUCCGGAUGUAUUCGACGACGAGGAGAUAGAGAAGGCGAGCAAGUUAGUCACACCGAUCGCGAUAAUGACGUCGAUGGCAAAAGGUAACCACCGUCGAAUAUCAAAGUUUAUGAACGAUUCAAAUUGGUUUGGACGAGGAAGUGAUAAUUUUCGUUUAUUUGAGCAGCCUUUAGUGCCGGUGUUGACGACUCGAGGCGGUGAGUGGAUUAGCGCAUCUUCGAGUGAGGAUAAAGGCGAAAACUACUCGUGCGACAUUGCGCUGAAACCAGGCGGACACGGCGCGUUAUGGAAACUAAUGUACGACGAAGGUGUUUUUGAUUGGCUGGAGCAACAAAAGAGAACUGGAGGUGUUGUUCGACAAAUCACCAAUCCUAUGGCCGGGACGGAUACGACCCUUUUAGCGCUUUCCGGGUUGGGAAGACAAGACAACAAAGCGCUUGGGUUCGUCUCUUGCGAGCGCGCCGUCGGCGCUUCGGAAGGGAUUAAUGUUUUGGUUGAGAAGACGAAUCAAGUCACGAAAGAGCGAUGGUAUGGCAUUUCGAACGUUGAGUACACAGAAUUAGAUAAACUAGGCAUCUCGGAUGAGCCGGCUGAAAACUCCGGUGCCGAAGAAUCCGCGUAUCCAGCGAACACAAACGUUUUAUACGUCGGUUUAAAGCACAUUCGAGAUACGUUGACGUCCUCUCCGCGAGCUGCGUUUCCAGGAAUGUUGAUUAAUUUAUCAAAAGCUGUAAAGAAAGACGGAACGAAAGGUGGUCGAUUAGAAUGCUCGAUGCAAAACAUCGCGGAUGCACUCAUGCGUAAAUCUCCCGGGAAGUUGACGAAAAAAGAUUGGAUGAAUCUCCCAACUUUUGUACUUUUCACUUUACGGCGAAGAGUUACGAGUAGUGCAAAACGCCAAAGAAAACUUGACGAUAAGUCUCUCGCGCAAACACCGGACGGUUCGUUUCUCGAUUUACUUUUGAACGCCUCCGAUAUGUUGUCGAAAUGUUCGAUCGAGCAUCCUCCGCCGGAUGAUGGCUCUGCAGAGCGAUACUUGAACACCGGGCCUGGCUUUAUUUUCGCCAUCCAUCCGGCGAUGGGUCCUUUAUGGGACAUCAUCGCGCAAAAACUUCGCGGCGGAUCUAUAGCUCGAAAAUCGGAAGUGAAGUUAGAAAUAGCGGAACUGAAUUGGGAAAACGUGCGCGUUGACGGAUCUUUACUGAUUACGUGUACUAACGUGACUGGAGAAGGUACAAUGAGUGAUAUAGAUUGCGGAAGGGCUCGAAUAGUAGACGUCGACGUACUGAAUGCGGGGAUAGAUUGGGAAAAUGAAGGAAACGUGUAUUGGAGCGCGACGUACUCCAGAGACGAAAGUGCGGAAAUUGUUCUUCACGGUAACGCUGAAAUCGAUAUCGAAGGCUGUGCAUUGCACGGCAACUGUGCGUACGAAGUACCGAAUGGAAAGCGACUAGUUAUUAGAAGUGUGAAUGGUGAUGCGGGUUGUUUAAGUGAAACGUAUGAAGAUAUCGUUCCCGGGGUGCCGUCGUGGCGAUGGAAGUACGCGUUUGGAGGCAAAGAUGACAUCCAAUCUGAUUUAGUGCAGCUGCAUUUGUAA